Dermacentor andersoni is the source of this 2074-nucleotide messenger RNA. RefSeq lists its product as uncharacterized. NCBI's taxonomy places the organism in Eukaryota, Metazoa, Arthropoda, Arachnida, Ixodida, Ixodidae. The record is from RefSeq and is a predicted model, not a curated record. Gene Ontology annotation, molecular function: 2-oxoglutarate-dependent dioxygenase activity.
GUGAACAGCGAAGCUCGCGUUUGUUUGUUCUCCCUGCGGAGGGUAGAUAGCAAAUCCGCCGUAGCUCUAAUCGCCUCUUUCAGCUCUGCGCUCCGGCCCACUAAGACGUUCGUAAGCUUUCGACUCACGGACACGCGCACGCAUGUACGCUGCCGCAUCGGAAGUGGCGAGAGCAUGCGCUGCACUGGAUGCGUGCAUCGCCCCGCCCUUUCACAAGCGACUGCGGAGGACCGAGGAGCCUGCUGCUUCCCUUGACCCGUCAGCGCUUGACGUCGUCCCGUCGUCGUUGUCCGUUCGUUCUUUGCAAAAGCGGCUUUUCGUCUCUCGCAGGUCCGCUCCAAUUUGAGUUCUGAGCUGCUCUUUAGACAAAAACGUUCUGGCAGGCAACACCUGGGGAGUUCAGGUGGAACUUUUGGCGCCCACUGGGUGAGUGCAGCGAAAUCCCCAUUAGCGAAAGGUAGGUCGCGUCACUUCUGGGGCGUUACUUUUUGUCUUGCGUAAGGAAGUGGCUAACGCUAACGUCUAGGUGCUUCGCUUUCUUAGUGUGCUUCUCCAUCGAGAAUUGCUGAGGGAAUCCACUUUUCGGGGCGACACCACUGCACUACUUCUUUUUCUUUUUUCUCUAGAAGACAACAAAUCUUUUUUUUUUUUUUUUUCAUUAGGAAACGGGGUCGCGUGACGCGUGAUUCGUCGCAGACUAAAGCUGACAGAAAAAAAAAUCAAGCAAAGCACGUUCUAUAAGCGUUGCCUGGUAGUGAUUAGUCGCGAGUGCAGAAGAAGUGCCAGAUAGUUGUAGCCCUCGGCAGUUUGUCAUCGUGAUGCAGCUCCAGAAAAAAGCCCUCCUGAAAAGAUCCCCUCAUAAAAAACUGCUGGACUACGAAGCCAGGUUCAUGGAGCUUCACAGCAAAGCCUUGGCACUCGGGCUGUCUCCAAAGGAGCUGUGUGAACUGCCUAGCGUAAAACGACUUCAGCGUGUAGGCACAUCUCCCUGUCUCUUAGCGCGGCUGCUCGGCCAGCUCGCUGACUUCAUCCGAAACGCGAAGCCAUCUUGCCGGUGUGUGAGGUUCCUGCUUGCAUUACUCGUGGUUGGAGUGGUCUUUCAGUUUUGGCGCUACAGUCUUCUUUCCCAAAAAGGCUGGGUCUCUUUAUUUGUCGAGACGCACAAACUUGAAUCCGAGCCGUGCGUCGUGGACAUGCCGGCUAAAAUUCAGAACGGCAUGAUGCCACCUGUCGACUGCGACAUCUGCAAGGACCUCAAGAAGGUUUCUAGAAGGUCAUCACUGAGCCAAUACGACUUCGAGACAAAAUACGCUUACACUGGUAUACCCGUCGUCGUCAGCGACGGGGCUUCUAACUGGACCGCACUUCAGUCAUUUUCGCUCAGCUUUUUCGAGAAUGUCUACCAGAAUUCGGCCUUGAAAACGUCUAGAAAUGCUUGCCAGUUUUUCCCUUACAAAACUGAGUUCAAAAGCCUCGAAGAAGUUUUUAGCAUGUCGGAUGAACGGUCACGACUUCCAUGGUACAUUGGUUGGAGCAAUUGCAACCCGAGUGUGGCUAAUGUUCUCCGAAAGCACUACCAAGUACCGUACUUUCUGCCGUCGCAUUCGGAGGGGUCUACGCUCGACUGGAUCUUUAUGGGCAGCCCAGGUUAUGGGGCUCAUAUGCACAUCGAUCAUGUCGGCAAACCGUCUUGGCAAGCGCAGAUUAAGGGCAAAAAACUCUGGACCCUGAAGCCCGUCCCGGAGUGUUAUUCGACAUGCCACGAGCUCCAAGUAAUCGUACAUCCGGGUGAAAUAUUUGUUGUGGAUUCCAACCUGUGGUACCACAAGACAGAGAUUAUCGGCAAUGAACUAAGCAUCGCGAUCGGUUCGGAGUACGACUAAUGUGAUCACCGUAUCCUCUUCUGCUUCUUUGUGGCCUAAUAAAUAUUCAUUCGAAUAAAGAGAAUCUGGGAGGUCAAAAUGGGAAGCAUAAUCUGCACCUUAGGUGUCUAUCAUUGCUGUGGGAAAUUCCUUUCCUUUAUGAGCUACCUCUUCUGAACGCCCUUCUUGAAAUACAUAAUCUUUCGGAUGGC